Engraulis encrasicolus (European anchovy) is the source of this 1944-nucleotide messenger RNA. RefSeq lists its product as uncharacterized. Lineage: Eukaryota; Metazoa; Chordata; Actinopteri; Clupeiformes; Engraulidae. The transcript is spliced from 3 exons. The record is from RefSeq and is a predicted model, not a curated record. Bases 1 to 1674 code for a protein of 557 amino acids.
AUGAAUUUUGGAAAUAAUUGCUUUAAUUAUAUCCGGGAGGCCUUCCCCCAACAUCAAGGUGUACAGCAAAUCUUCACCAACCUGGCAGAGAGCACUUCUCUCCAUGGCUUGGCCCCUACCACUGGUUCUGGGACAAUCACCCAGCCAGGAGUUUGGCCUGAGUACCAUGGAUAUCAGCCCCAGCAACACUCUGGGCUACUGGGCAGUGCCACUGCUCUGCCUCAACGCCUGCCUGUACCUGAGAUCCAGGUCCUCCAUCCCAUCCACCCUCAGGGAUUCCAUGGGGGAGUGACCUUCCAGGGAAGAGCUGUACCCUUUGAUCACCAGCUGCAAGGCUCCAUGGUGCUUGUGGAUGCUCUGGGUCACCAGCAGGGUACCCCUGUGGCCUCCCACCCACAGCUGCAAGCGUCCCUUGAGACUAUGGAUCGUACAGACCUACACUACAGUGCCUCUAUGACCUUCACAGCUCCACAAAUGCAAGCUCCCGUCAUGCGGGUGGUUGCCAAUGGACAGCAGCUUGGCGCCUCUGGGCUUUUCUUCACCCCACAACCUCAGGCCCUACUGCACGAUGCCCCUGUGCCAGUGUAUUCAGCAGGCCUGCAGCAUGCCAAUGCUGUUGCUUUGAAUUCUCAAGUGGCACCUUUCGUGGCAGUAAAUACCACGCACCUUCAGCAUGUGGCUCCCAUGCCCCAAGAGUCAAGCGCCUCAAUGCAGGUUGCCUGCAACCCACAGCUGCCGAUGAUUGAAGUGCUGACUGCUGGACCUAGCAGCGCCAACCUGACCAGGCCUGCACCGGUGGUGAAGCCUCCAUCUCAGCAGUGCCAGCAGGAUUCCAAGGCUUCCUACUCCAACAUGCACAAAUGCACAACUGCUUCCUCAAGGCCAGUGGCAACUAAAACCACUGUAGCUGACAAGCCCAAGAAGACCUGGAAUGAAGACCUGCAAGCCAUGCUUGAGUGCCCUGUGCCCAGCAGCACCUGCUCACAGGAGAGCCUGGUGGCUAAGAAAGAAUCAAAGAAAAGGCGGGCAGAAGGUGCCAAGCAGAAGGACAAGGGUCCCUCCACCAACACCCAGGCACCAAAUACAGCCCUCACCAAGAUCACCAAAGACCAGACACCUAAAAAGGCCAGAUCUGAGAUCAACAAAGAUCAGGAAGCUAAGACAUCCCCCACCGGGGUGGGCAAGGCCAACACUGUCCUGCCCAAGGAGUCCAAGGAGGCUGAGAAGAACAAGGACAAGAAAAGAAAGCAUCAACCUGACACAGAUGAGAUUAACAAGAGGAAGGAGAAACGCUGUAAGAAAGCAAAGCAGGAUGAUGUUUCCCAAACAUCUCAGUCUGAUCGCCGUGCGUCAACAAGUUCCAGGACAAAGCAGCUGUCAAACAUCCCCUUCGCUAGACGUUUCAAAGUUCCCAAGGAGCCAAAUCACAGUGCACCUGUGCGCAGUAUAAAUGCUGGAAAGGUGCCCCCCCCUGCACCCAGCCAGCAGCGCAAGCCUACCCAGCUUCUGUAUGACGCGAGUUUCAUUGAGGCCUGUACACCUCUGCGCCCUCAACAGCGUCCCCGUCACCACGGUCAGCGCCACCAGAGUCGUUCACAGCUGAGCCACCCACAGCACGCUGCCAGCAGCGCCAGCACCAGCCGUACGUGUGGCCAUGUGAAGACAACUGUGUGAUGUGGAGAAGUUUGAGGAGUGCAAGUAGGGAGGCAGGGAUGAACGGGACCAUAAACCUUUAGUCUACAGUCUUGUCCCUGUUAUAGCAGAUGAUUCUUUUACAUUUGGCACAUCUGUUUUAUUCUACCGAUGAUUAAUACUAUGUUUGGCUGGUAUUUGGCUGGUAUUUGAUUAUCACCAAUGAAAUUGUUCAAUUUAAAUGAAAAUGCAUUUUUAUUAUGAUGAUGAUGAUUAUUAUUAUUAUUAAAUAAACAUAUGGUACUCAAAUUA